GAGCCCCCCGCGGCCACUGCCCCCGACGGUCUCCGGCGCAAACGCAGGCUUCCCGGGCCCUGCUUGAGCGCAUGGCUGGGAGCGCCUCUCCUCAGUGAGUACCAGCCCCUCGAGGCGCUCCUGCCCUGAAGACUGGAGUUCCCGCUUUUAAGGUGGUUAUCAGUUGGAACCAGAGGGGUCACCUGCUUUAGCCUGAAUUACACAGGAGCAUCCCAAGACACGCCGCGGCCCGUUUACUGUCACUAACCCAGAGCACUUAGCUUGCUUCCCGCCACCCCACCCCCAGCCUGAAACAGGCCGGCUCCCACCAGACCUUCCCAGGCUCAGCCAGCUUGGGGUGGGCAGCAGUGUGGCUUCUGGGCAGGCGGCCAACAGCAGAGGACCUGACUGACCCAAAGGGCUCUGCGCAGAGAGGCAGCUUUCACAAAGUGAACCCACAGUGUCUGCAGAAUCAGAGUCAUGGUUCCUGCUCUGGAUGAUGGCAGGGACAGGAGCCCCAGUAGCGCUGUGGUUGAGAAAUAACCUUCAGGCCCUCUCUAAGUCACCCUGGUGACCACCUGUGAGGUGCAUGGAGAGGCGGUGGAUCUGCAGUGCAUAAGGUCGACCAUGGAUGCCGUGGAACUUGCCAGAAAGAUACAGGAGGAGGCCACGUGCUCCAUCUGCCUCGACUACUUCACUGACCCCGUGAUGACCACCUGUGGCCACAACUUCUGCCGCGAAUGCAUCCAGCUGACCUGGGAGAAGGCCAAAGGCAAGAAGGGCAGGAGGAAGCACAAGGGCUCCUUCCCCUGCCCCGAGUGCCGCGAAUUGUCCCCCCAGAGGAACCUGCGGCCCAACCGCCUGCUGACUAAGGUGGCUGAGAUGGCACAGCAACACCCUGGCCUCCAGAGCAGGGACCUGUGCAAGGUACACCAGGAGCUGCUCAAACUCUUCUGCGAGGAUGACCAGAGCCCCAUCUGCGUGGUCUGCAGGGAGUCCCGGGAACACCGGCCCCACAGGGUGAUCCCUGUGGAGGAGGCCGUGCAGGAGCACAAGCUGAAGCUGGAGGAGGACAUGGGGAGCCUGCGGGCGGAGAUGGCGAAGACCCAGAAGCUGCAGACCAGGGAGCAGCUGACCUUGGCCAAGUGGCAGGAGAAGGUGGAAGACCGGAGAAGGCGCAUCCUGGUGGAGUUUGGGAAGGUGGGUGUUCUCCUAGAAGAGGAGCAGCAGCGCCUCCUGCAGGCUCUGAGACAGGAGGAGGAGAUCACGGCCGCAAGGCUCCGGGAGAGCGCGGAAGCACUGGAGCAACAGCGCCACGCCCUGGAGACGCUGCUGCUGCGGCUGGAGGACCGGAGCCAGCGAGAGCCGCUGCAGAUGCUGCAGGAUAUGAAGGAUCCCCUGAGCAGGAAGAACAGUGUAAGUGUGCAAUAUCCAGAGACCACACCCACCAUGCUGAGGACAGUCUGCAGGGUCCCAGGGCAGAUAGACGUACUCAAGACUUUCCAAGAGGAUGUGGUGCCUGACCCUGCCACAGCGUACCCCUACCUCAUCCUGUACGAGAGCCGCCAGAGGCACUACCUGAGCACCCCGCCAGAUGGCACUCCCUGCAGCAAGGACAGGUUCCUGGCCUAUCCCUGCGCGGUGGGCCGCCAGAUCUUCUCCUCAGGACGGCACUAUUGGGAGGUGGGCAUGAACCUCACUGGUGAUGCAUUGUGGGCCCUGGGUGUGUGCAGGGACAAUGUGAGCCGGAAGGAAAGGGUCCCCAAGUCCCCCGAAAAUGGAUUCUGGGUGGUGCAGCUGUGUAAGGGAAAGAAGUAUGUGCCGCUGGUGUCUUCCCCGACCCCCAUCACACUGACCGAGCCCCCCAGCCAUAUGGGCGUCUUCCUGGACUUUGAGGCGGGGGAGGUGUCCUUUUACAACGUUAAUGGUGGAUCCCACCUGCACACCUACACCCAGUCCACCUUCCCAGGCCCCCUGCAGCCCUUCUUCUGCCUUGGAGCCCCCAAAUCCGGGCAGAUGGUCAUCUCAACAGUGACGCUCUGGGUGAAGGGAUAGGUAUGCAGGUGGGGGAGGCAUGGGCACCCCAUUUUCUCCAAAAGGUGAGGUCCUCAGCACCACGACCGACCCUGAUUUUCUCGCGUGGAGCAGUGGAGAACUAUUGCUAUAUGGGGUGGGCUCACCGAGUCUAAAUAUAAUCAUAAUUAACAGUUAUACGUGAAUAGACUAUAUUCACAGGUGCUUCACAGAGGGAACCUGUACCAAUCUCUAUACAUACCUAUGGACCAGGCGAGAGUGCUGUAUUAUUUUUUAGUCAUGUCCCCCUCCACCCCCACUCACUGGAUCCUGCUGGGUCCAGGUUAUUAUAAAUAAAGCUGUGGCCUCACGGGUCCACCUUUGUCAUCAGCAAUUCCACGUUUGGGUCCUUCGCAGGGGAAACUUUUCAAGCUGAACCCCCUAAAAAACUCAGAGCUGCCCGCCCCCAUACCUUUCCGCCCCCUUAAGUUGCAUCUGCAGGGUGAAAUUCAAAGAGUAAGCACUAUCCCCCGACUUGCCGCUCCUGGGAGAUGCUCCAAUGGCCCCCAGCUCAUCUCAUUGGCACUAUCAAUAUCAACAGCCGGGGUCUUGCCCAGUGCAGUGACCCAGGCUCACAAAGUGACUCAGCAUAGGGGGGAGGAGGGUCAAUGGGGGUGCUUUCAUUCUCUCCCUACCCCACCCCCGCAGUUUCAGGCGCAUUAACAGCCCAAUAACAGUCACUAGCACACCAGAAUUCCAGUCAAUGUAUUCCUAACGCAACAAGGUCAGAGUCCCCGCGGGUCGAACCUCUCAUCCCAUUCAUUCUGAUCGUGCCCGACCCUGGGUGCGUGCCCGACCCGGGGUGCCUGCCCGGGGAUGAACCGUGGAUGACUUGGGGAUCCCCCAGUCCUCGCGGUGGCUGCACUACGUGGGGAGCCCAGUGACGGUGCGGGGUGCCCUGCCGGCCGGGCCCCUGUACCCCAUCCUUCCCUGGGCCCGAGGAAAAGGCCGGGGCACGAGCCAAAAGCUAACUGGAAAGACAAGUGCCUGCCGGCGGCAGCGGCGGCGGCGGCGGCCGCGGAAGCGACGCAAGUUCAGCUAGUGUCUCGCCUCCAAUUGUGUCCGGCCCGAGGGCCGCGUGACACCCGCAGCCAAUCC
Messenger RNA from Rhinolophus ferrumequinum (greater horseshoe bat), 3150 nucleotides. RefSeq names its product tripartite motif containing 17 (gene TRIM17). Gene Ontology annotation, molecular function: zinc ion binding; protein binding. The transcript is spliced from 7 exons. The record is from RefSeq and is a predicted model, not a curated record. NCBI's taxonomy places the organism in Eukaryota, Metazoa, Chordata, Mammalia, Chiroptera, Rhinolophidae. The coding region runs from base 607 to 2034 and encodes 475 amino acids.